AAAUUGGCGACGAGGAGUAAACGGAGAUUGUUGGUUAUACAUCUGUGCUACAAAGUGUUACAUAUUGUUCCCUGUAACCACGUAUCAAACAUUCGGAGUAAGACUCCAGGAAGAUAAGGAAAAAUGAGUGGACUACCUGCCAUCGAAACUUUUGACUGUGAGGGUGAGCCCAGCUCAGUGGGAUUGAGAUGGGACAAAUGGAGGAGGGCAUUUGCCAUUUUCUUGGAGGCAUCCAGUGUGGUAGAUCCAAAAAAGAAAAGAGCUAUGCUUCUUCACUCCAGUGGACUGCCUUUACAGGAAAUAUACUACAGCAUUCCAGGGGCCCACGUCGAUGAACCGCAAGGCGAUAAUGAUGUUUUUGCCGUUGCUGUGCAAAAGCUGGACGAAUAUUUCAAACCCAAACAGAGCAAGUUAUAUGAAAGGUACAUUUUUCGCAAAAUAAAACAGGAGUCUGAAGAAACUUUUGACGAGUUCUUAGUUAGGUUAAGAGUUCAAGGUGCUAAGUGUAAAUUUUCUAAUGUUGAAGAACAUUUAAUUGACCAGAUUGUAGAGAAAUGUUAUUCUCAAGAAUUAAGGAAAAACAUAUUAGCUUUAGGGGACACUGUAAAUUUAGAUACCAUUGUUGCCGCGGCAAACUCUUUAGAAUCUAUAAAUAGGGAACUGAAGGGCUUUAGUACAACUUCAUUUCAAGAAAUUAAUAAAAUUCAGUCUUGGCCAACAACAAGUAAACAGGCAAGGAACCAUUUUAACGUAUGCAGCAGAUGCGGAGGUUUUAAUCACCGCGGCACAGAUAAAUGUCCAGCAAUGGAUAAAAAGUGUUUGAAAUGUGGUAAAUUAGGCCAUUAUAAGAAACAGUGUCGUACUCUGCUGAAUACGGGACUACGGAGGGGUUAUAAAAGAAAAUAUGAUUUUUCUUCCCAACCAAAUAAUGGAAAAAACCAAGAGUCUUUCAACUAUGUAGACGCAGAUUCAGAUCAGGACGAGUCACGUCCAACCCGGGAUUCCGAAUAUGUGUUUCAAAUUGACGAUGACACAGAAAUCCCCUGUAAUAUUGGGAACGUAUUAGUAAGAAUGGUGAUUGAUUCGGGCAGCAAAAGCAAUUUGAUAACGGAUAAGACUUAGGAGUAUAUGAAACAAAAUAAAGUUGUAUUCAACCAAGUAAGGAACCCCCAUAAGAUCUUUUUUGCCUAUG
Acanthoscelides obtectus is the source of this 1192-nucleotide messenger RNA. NCBI's taxonomy places the organism in Eukaryota, Metazoa, Arthropoda, Insecta, Coleoptera, Chrysomelidae. The record is from the annotation of a GenBank genome assembly.